Messenger RNA from Macrobrachium nipponense, 6786 nucleotides. RefSeq names its product MYND-type zinc finger-containing chromatin reader ZMYND8-like. NCBI's taxonomy places the organism in Eukaryota, Metazoa, Arthropoda, Malacostraca, Decapoda, Palaemonidae. Gene Ontology annotation, molecular function: transcription corepressor activity. The record is from RefSeq and is a predicted model, not a curated record. Gene Ontology annotation, cellular component: nucleus; cytoplasm.
AUGAACGGAAAGAGAGGGAAGCAGCCAAAGAGUGUGGAUGGACCAGAAAAGGAAAAGAGCUCCAAAGACUCCAGAAGUGAAAGUGAAAUGUGUGAAAAAGAUACAAAGCAGGACAUUAAGAGCAGUAGUGACAGGGACUUGCAAACUAGAACAUUAGUGGAAAAAUUGGGAGACGAUAGUUUUUCACACAAAGUAGAGAAUAAGGGCAGUAAUGAAUUGGAGGUGAAAAGUAGUGAUCAAGCAGAAAUUAAAGAUAAGAAUACCGAUAGUUUAAGUGAAAGUAGUAGUGUAAGUAAUGAAAAAGAUGGGGAUGCCGAAAGGGAAAAGCUGCCGGAAACAGACAGUUUAAAGAAUAUCAACGAAACAUCAGAGACCACCGAUUGUGAUGCCGGUCAAAGCAAUAAGGAUGAGAGUGUGAGUGGUAAAGGCAAAUGUUUGGAUGGUAGAGAAAGUGAAAAGGCAGUAGUAAGUGAAAGAGACAGUGGGAGUAAUAGUAAUGAAAAUGAACUUGAGAGAAUUAAAAGGGAAUUUGCCAGUAAGAUGGGCAUAUCCAUUACUGUGAAAGAUAGUGACAAAAAGAGUUCCGCACAAUCUAAGCAAAGUGAAGAGAAAAUGGAAGUUGAUGAAGCUUUACAAAGGAAACGUGGUAAACAGCAGGAAGAGGAACCUUCCAGGAACACUCUCUAUGACGCUGUUCAGUUAAUGAAGAAUAUGGGAACUAUAGCAAUAACAAAAUUAGAGAAGUCGUCCGAGCUUGAGUCACGACUGGAGAGUAGCAUCGGCUUGUCUUUGGCCAGAGGCCAAACAAAAUCAGAUAGCAGUGAUUCCAAAAAAGAUGAAAGUGACCAUUCUGUCAGGAAUGAGGAGAGCGAGUCUCGUGUUACAAAGUCUUCUAGUAGUAAUAAAAAUAUGGAACAGCAAAUAUCUGCAUUAGGAUGUAGUGUUAGUGUGACAAAGGCAUUGGACAAAGAUAGGGAUAAAGAGAAAGAGAAAGAGAAGGAAAAGGAUAGAGAGAAGGAAAAAGACAAGGAAAAGGAAAAAGUUAAAAUGCCAUCUGGUGUUGAUACUACACGUCUGAGUCCUUCCAUUUCUAUUAUAGCUGUAACUGGUGUCACUGAGCGGCAUCGAGUUAAGACUACUAUUGCUCCAUCUGCUUCGCCUAAUCCAAAUCGUAAUUCACCCACACCCUCUGGGCAAAAUGCUCCUAGGAGUUCUCCAUCAGUUAAUGCUCAAAAUCAUCAUGAAAACUCAUCAUCAUCUGGUCAGCCAAAUAAUCCGCCAAGAGUUUCAUCUGCUUCAUCUAGCAACUCGCCUCAUACUGGUAAUGCAGGAGGAAUUCCACCUCCUCCCCCACUGUCCCAUCCUCAGUCAUCCCCCUCUAAUAGUGCUUCGUCUAGAGGUGUGUUCGUUCCACCAUCUGCUAGUAAUCAGGUUUUAGGAAUAGCAAAUAAUCGUGCACCUAUCAUAACUAGUCCUGGGUUGAGAAUGAUGUCAGCACCUGGCCCAGGACCUGGCUUGAUGUUCCCUAAUCGGCUUCCAGGAAUGCCUCCUACGAGACAUUUACCUCCAGAAGCAGGGCCUCUUGCAACGCAGCUUCACAAACAUUCACAGAAAUUAGCUGAAGUCAUGAGAGCCACUUUAGAGGAUGUUCUUAAUGGAGGUCUUGUUAGGAAAACUGGUACUCCUGAAGCCCGGCUUGCUGCACUCCAGUUGGAAUUAGAGCGUACCAGUUGGAGACAUCAGCAAGAACUAGCAGAAGUGCGACACAAUGCAGACGUCAUGCUGGUAGAAAUGAGGGCUAACCUUGAGGCUGAAAAGCAAAGAGCAGUGGAGGAAGUGAAGAGACAAAUGGAACAGCAGCUUGUUGAAGUCAGGAGGCAGAUGGAGCGUCAGAUGGUCGAGAGGUUGGCUGAGGUCAAACGGCAGAUGGAAGCAGAACGACAAAGAGCAGUGGAAGAGACUAAAAAGAAACAGUGGUGUGCAAAUUGUGGGAAGGAAGCACUCUUCUUCUGUUGUUGGAACACUUCCUAUUGUGACUACCCAUGCCAGCAAUCUCAUUGGCCCCAACAUAUGUCAGUAUGUGGACAAAAUAGCGACAGCGGAGGUGGGGGUGGCGGUGAAGGAGGUUCAGAUUCUGUCAAUGGGGAAGCGAGUGCUCAGUCUUCGAGAGUUUCCACUCCUGUCCAAAGCCUAGUAGCAGCACAGCAGUUGGCAGAUGAAGAAGGUGCAGUUGCCUUAGCAGAAGAAUUGAGACGAAGAAAGCACCGUGAGGAUGAUGUGGGGAGUCUAACUUCGUCCAUAUUAGCCCAGUGCCUCAUCAAAGGAAAUAGAGCGCGCCCACGAAAAAAAGCCAAGUCGUCCUCAAAAUCUGGUUCAUCCAAAGAAAAAGCUUCUGGAAGAAGCUCCCCUGAAACACUUAAAUCUCCUAAAGCUUGGAUGGAGUGGUUUCUAGAGCAAAGUGAAGGUAUCAAAGAAAACCUGAAUGUGACAACUAAAAAAUCCAAGUCAAAGUCACAUAAACCCUCUUGUAAAGUUCCUGAAGGGUCCAGGAAAAAGCGUAAAAGUACUCCUUGUAUAAGGAGAAAAAUUGAACACAUUCUGACACCUGAAGAAGUUACCAGUGAUAUGCUUGACAAAGUUGCUGUCAGAUCUAAGGAUAAGCAGCACAACCAGGAAAAUGGCACUUCUUGCCAUCAGUGUCGGCAGAAGACUGGCGACACAAAGACGAUUUGCAGGUCAGGGAGAUGUGUAGGAUUAAGAGGAUUUUUUUGUGGUCCAUGUUUAAGUACCAGGUAUGGUGAAGAUGCAAAAAAGGCCUUGUUGGAUCCCACUUGGGCUUGUCCAGUAUGUCGUGGCAUAUGCAACUGCUCACUUUGCCGCAAAGCCUUUGGGCAGCAAGCAGUGGGGCAGAUUGUGCAAAGACUGGGGAAAAUGGGUUACAGUAGUGUCCAGCAGUAUUUAGAAUCCAAAACAGAAGGGGACUCUCAGGAAGAUGCUCCCAAGACUGAAGCUUACAAAUAUUCUGAUGAUGAAAGUAUGGAUUAUGAGGAAAAUCGGCCGCAGAUGUUGAAGGAGGAGGAAUUAGAGGAAGAUGACAAACUGGACUCGGGAGAGGAGAGUGAAGAAGAAUUGUUACAGGCUAUGUCUACGUUAUGAAAGGCUCGUUGGCUUCCUGUGAUUUGUAAAUAUAUAAAACACUACACACUACAUUGUUUAUUGUAAAGAUUCUUUUAUAACAGAAAUUCAUUUGUAUUGUUAUCUCUAUAAAUCAUAUAAGCAUACUGUAUAUAAAAAUAUUGUAUAUUAUUAUUGGCAAGCAGUAUGUUUUGCUUGCUUGAAGUUUAAAAGUUAUAAGUUAAUUGUUUGCACUGUUGUUGGAAACAGGGUACUUACUGUAGCAUUUCCUAAUCAUGUUAACUUUUACUAGAUUUCUGUACAGUAUAUUUUAGAAUAUACAUGAAGUUAGUUCUCCAUUUCAUUGUGUUAAUGGGGAGAGAUAUAAAAACUAUGCAAAACUCCUUGCUUUAUUAUACUUUUGCUAUAUUUGAUACAUAUGAAGAAUGAUUUAAAAUUAAAAACAGUUGAACUGCUGUUGAAAGCAUUGUAAUUUUAGAAAUAAUGUGCCAUUUUAGUUGGGACCACAACUAGCAUUCUUCAAUGUACAUAAGCCAUUAUCCAUUUGUGUAAAGUGCACUUGCCAGUCAUAACUAAACUAAAAAAAAAUACUAGUACUGAAUGUCUUAACAUUUACCCAGGGGUGAACAAAUUCGUGAUGCUUGUUGUGCAGAUUUUUUUUCUUUCCCUACAUGCUUUUGUUUUUCAGAAUGUGAAUUCAAUUUUGGUCUUGUGUUGAUUUUGCAAUUUUUUUUUCCCCUGAAGUACAUAUAGUAUUUGUAAUCCUCUGUUAUCUUACUUUACUGUAUACGUAAUGUGUUUUGAGUUUUUAAUACACGGUACUAUUUAAAUUCGUGAAAGUAAUUGUUGUAGAAAUAUAAACUAUUUCCUUUUUUACUUGGAGUCUUUAGUAUUUAUAGUGACUAUAUACAUUGGAAUUUAUUGGGUAAAUAUAGUAUUUACAUUCAGUAUCCAAGUAAUUUUCCCGUACAGUUAUGUACGUAAUUGCAUAAAUGCAUGCCUAAGUAACUACCUCUAAUAUGAAUCAGUAUGGCAUUAUUGUAUUUUUGUAUUAUCGCUUCACUAUUUUAUAAAGUAACUUUCAUAAAAUGAAACUGAUAACAUUGCAUUCACAAUAGACUACAUUUCCCUUUUUUUUUUUUUUUUGUCCACUGAGUCUCCUUUGGCGACGUACAUGCUAAAAUGUUAUAGGUGAAUAAGUGUGGAAGGGACUUGGGCAAGUUUAAAUGGAUAUUUUACACCAUUUACACCUUUUGAUACGUUCUCCUUACCCUUUGUCUCUUUAGAAUAAGUGACCCUUCUUGAAGCUGUACUGUAACAUGUUUUUAUUGAUAAGUUUACAAGAGAAAUUAGAGCCAGUCUCUCUCACUCUUGAUAUGUUAUUGAUUUUCACAGUUCUUUUUAUAAUUGUAAAAUUUUUUUGUUGAUAAUAUGCUUGAAAUGUAAGGGGAAAAAAUUAUUUUUCUUUACAAACCUAGCAAGUGAGCUGUAGACUUGACAUGGUAGAAGACGAUUUAACUCCAGUUCAUUUUUAGUGAAUAUUUGAUAUUUGAUUUCGGUUCACUUUAACACCUUUUAGCUAACCUGUCUGAUUUGAUAUUCUUGUUCUUCCUAUCUAACGUGAUAUUUGUAUUAUCAGUAGCAAUGAUCAACAGAUAAUUGGCGAUGUGGAAGAAGCGUGAUUAAUUGAGGGUUAGUACUGGCACAGUCAUAGGAUAAUUUCAGUUUCUAGAAUUCAUUAUACCUGGAUUAUCCAAAAUUCCUAAUUAACCCUUAAUGGAUGGGGUAAUAAAUCAAGAUGCAGCACCCCAGGCUGGCAAAAAACUGAGGUCGGCCAAUUUAAGAAAAAAAUGCCUCAAUGGAAAGAGGAAGAUAUGCAAAUGCACACGGUGUGAGAACUUUUUUUUUAUAUAUAAUUUUCCCUACCUUCCACGAGAAAUCGAAAAUUACUGUUUACAACCCCUUGUGGAGCUUCUUUUACAAGACGAUCACAAAUCUUAGGAAAUUAUACAUUAUUUUCCUAAUAAAUAAAUUCAUUUUAUUUUGUAAAAUUAUAAUUAUAUCUCAUGCAAUAUCAAAACAGAUAAGAAAUAGAAUUAGUAACAAAUUCUGAGCAUAUUUGCUGAAUAAUAUUUAGGUAAAUUUACUGAGAAUGAAGAUGCAAUAUUUUGGAUUUAGACAUGUUUCCUCUGAUAUUUCUUUGCACUUUUCUGUGCAAAAUUGUAUUAUCAUAAAAGAUAAGAACUAAAACCAACAGCAACCCCUUGAUAUAUUCAUGAGCAAAUUUACGAAAAGACGUCAUGUAAGAGAGAGAGACGCUACAUCCUCCCUUGAAGUCGAGACCCAGACCCCAACUAACUAAUGAGCUGCCCAGUGGAAUUUAGCCAGUCUAAAAGCUGCCAUUAGUGAAUUUAUGGGCUAAAGAAGUAAUGGCACCUCUUUCCCGCCUGAUUCUCCCAAAUUGAUGGCAUGUGAUAUUGUUACUCAGCAUGAGUCACUGUUCUCCACCCAAAGUUAUUGGUACCCAUGUGAGAAUGUUCGUCCAUUAAGGGUUAGUGAGGUUUUCAUAUUGUAUAUAUCUUUUAGCAUGUUUUAUGUUUGACCUCUGCCAGUUCUGUGAUUCAGUUGUUCAGUUUGCAUUCUUUUUGUUCAUUAGCUUUUGUAAACCAAACAAUCAUAUAUGGAUUGUACAUAUUUUAUUUACUGUUAAGUAAUUACCGUAUAUGUUCUUACAGGUUAUUAAUAAUAGUGAAUAUAUGAAAGCAUCAAACUUGUAUAUUGUAGGAUGAAGUAAAAAGAGCGUGAAAUGUUUCUUUUUGCUGAAGUUGUUUUAUACUGUUCAAUUAGUUUGUUUUUACUGAAAGUAUUAGGUGAAUUACUUUAAAGUUAGUAUCCCUAUGGUACCAAGAGUAAAUUUAAUGGCGAGAUAAUGUUCGUGAAAACUUACAGUUAUUGCUGAGUUUGCAGAACCUUGUUGAUUUGUAUAUUAUUACAAUAUACUGUACAAAAUUGUUUUCCAAGUAAUAACUCAUGCAUUUUCCUUGCAAUUUUUUUUUUUUAUAGGCCAGGAGACUGCUGGUAAUAGAAAAGAUUUAUCUGAUUAUUAUUGAGUACUCAGGCUAUGCUGGUUUGUAUAGUGUUAAUGUACAAAAUUUGUUUAUAAAAUUAAUAUUCCCACAUUAUAGUAUACUUGUUUUGGAUUUCUAUUGUAGUUUGUAACACAAAAAUUAUCUAUAUGCAGCUAUAAAUUAGGAAGUAAACUAUAUUGAAUUAUGUGGUUGCCUGUGCCCUUACAUUAUUGCUAUUAAUUUAACCAUAGGUUUUAUUGUCACAUUUUCUUGAAGUGAAAAUAUUGUGCAUGAAGAACAAAUACCAUGGAUGUACAUGCUAGUUUACCCCCAUUUCAGAGGGGAAAAGGCUGUAUACAUGUCACAUGAAUAAAUGUUUGUUGCACAUACUCUUCCAGAGGGCAUAUCUUUAAUCUUUCAUCUAUUUUUCUGGUUUUUUGAAUUACAAGUUAAGAAUAAUUUUCAAUGCACUUUAUUUUACCCAGUACUGCUCGACUAUUGUUUUUAAAAUGAGAUGUUACUGUUUUUUAUACUAUUAUAUGUAAAACAUUAGUUCAUAUACUAAUUAAAGAGUUAAAGUUUC